This is a messenger RNA of Meriones unguiculatus (Mongolian gerbil), 750 nucleotides long. RefSeq names its product serine peptidase inhibitor Kazal type 2 (gene Spink2). The transcript has 4 exons. Gene Ontology annotation, molecular function: serine-type endopeptidase inhibitor activity; protein binding. The record is from RefSeq and is a predicted model, not a curated record. Gene Ontology annotation, biological process: spermatid development; negative regulation of serine-type endopeptidase activity. Lineage: Eukaryota; Metazoa; Chordata; Mammalia; Rodentia; Muridae. Bases 161 to 496 code for a protein of 111 amino acids.
CCUGUUCCUUCUCAUCUCUCCCUUCUCUUUCUACCUGGCCUCCGGCCCGCCCUUCGCCCCUCCCCUUCACGCCCGCGUGGUGCCCGCCAGCAGGUGACUUUUAAGACCUCUCCCUCGCUCUACAGGCUGCACUCAAGAGCUUUCCAGCAGAGCAGCGAGGAUGGCCCUGGCGGGGCUGCCCCUGGCCCUGCUGCUCCUGGCCACAGUCUUUGCAGGUGAUACUCAAGCUGGUCGGGUGUCAAGGUCCAGCGAAGCCCGGACCAGCUCAGAGCUAAGCAAGCUAGCCUUUCCUGUUGACACUCUCGACUCCUUCGGUUAUAACCCUUCUAAAUACAGAUCACCAGACUGUACUCUCUAUGCCAUUCCAGCCUGCCCCAGGAACCUCAGCCCUGUGUGUGGAAGUGACAUGAACACUUACGGGAAUGAAUGUACUCUGUGCAUGAAAAUCAGGGAGGCUAACACCCCUAUUGAAAUUGUCAAAGAUGAGCCAUGCUGAUGGGCUGCUACCGAAGAGCAGAUGGAGAAUCCCACUCCUCCAGCGGCCCCCUGCUAGAAUCCCACUCUUUCCCCCAUUUCGUUGCAUGAUAUUUGUUAACACCACUUCUCUGAGAGGAGGUUGGAAGAUAGAGAUGUGCGGUGAUUGAUGAAUUUUUUUAAAACUCCUGUUCUGGGCUUCUGUCCCAUAGUGCAGUUUAAUUUAGCUUAUGGCCCAGGUGACUUCUGCAUUGCUUUAUUUAGUGGGAAUAAAAU